Scaptodrosophila lebanonensis is the source of this 806-nucleotide messenger RNA. RefSeq names its product peroxisomal membrane protein PMP22-like. Gene Ontology annotation, cellular component: membrane; cytoplasm. The transcript is spliced from 4 exons. The record is from RefSeq and is a predicted model, not a curated record. The coding region runs from base 67 to 633 and encodes 188 amino acids. Lineage: Eukaryota; Metazoa; Arthropoda; Insecta; Diptera; Drosophilidae.
GUUGCUUUGCUUUUAUGUAGAUCUUACCACAGCAUAAAAAAGGCCGGUGGUGCUAUCACAUCCAUAAUGUUCGUCAAUAUUAUUCAAGUUAUUUUCGGUGCCUACCUAGAGCAACUCCUGAAAAAUCCACUGCGUACGAAGUGUAUAACAUCCUGUGUUUUAUUCAUCUGCGCAAAUGUAACUUCCCAGAAAAUUUCUGGGGCAAAAAAAUUAAACACAAGAAGUGUACUCGCCUUUGCUAUCUUUGGACUCAUUUUUGGGGGCCCUACCCCUCACUUUUUCUAUCAAAUAGUGGAAUUCCUGUUCCGUGAUGCAUACUACAAGCGAAUCCUUUCGUUUAUGGUGGAGCGUUUGGUUUAUGCACCCAUAUUCCAGACAUUAUCACUGUAUUUCUUAUCUAUUUUUGAGGGCAACUCACAUACAUCUACCAUUAAAAACAUGAAAAAACUUUAUUGGACAUUAUUAAAGACUAAUUGGCGCUUCAUGUCUUUUUUUACGUUUCUUAAUACGGCCUUUGUGCCAAUCAAGCUACGGUCCGUUACCACAAGCUUUAUAGCAUUCUGUUGGAUCUUAUAUAUGGCACAAAGGCGUCGUCGUUUGCAGGAAAAGAUUUCGGCUGAGAAGUCUAAAUAGGCAUUCCCAAAAGAAGCUGGACACAUGCAUUUUCAUGGAUUUUCCAUUACGAUUAUCUUAUCAAAAGCGAACCCUGAUUUGUAUAAGAAAACAUGAUAGUGCAUACAGGUGCCUGUAGUUCAUGUUUUUGAAGAGAUUAAUAAAAAAAAUGUUAGCUUUUGUGUUACCGAUAA